This is a messenger RNA of Condylura cristata (star-nosed mole), 429 nucleotides long. Its product is annotated as interferon lambda-1. Gene Ontology annotation, molecular function: cytokine activity. Lineage: Eukaryota; Metazoa; Chordata; Mammalia; Eulipotyphla; Talpidae. Gene Ontology annotation, biological process: positive regulation of immune response; innate immune response; cell surface receptor signaling pathway via JAK-STAT. The transcript has 4 exons. The coding region runs from base 1 to 429 and encodes 142 amino acids. The record is from RefSeq and is a predicted model, not a curated record.
AUGGCUGCUGUCAGGCUCCUCGUGCUGGUGGCGCUGGGCCUGGCUUCCACCAGAGCAGGUCCUGUCCCCACUUCCAAGCCCAUCACUACCAAAAGGAGCUGUGACAUUGGCAGAUUCAAAUCUCUGUCUCCGAGGGAGCUGGCGGCCUUCAAGGUAGCCAAGGAUGCUCUGGAGGAGUGGCUCCUGCCCAAGGACCGCAGCUGCAGCUCCCGCCUCUUCCCCAGGACCCGGGACCUGAGGCAGCUGCAGCUCUCAGCUCAGCCCGCAGCAAGGCCCCGGCCCCGAGGCCGCCUCCGCCACUGGCUGCACCGGCUGCGGGAGGCGCAGAAGAAGGAGUCCCCAGAGUGCCUGCAGGCAUCUGUCACCUUCCACCUCUUCCACCUCGUACAAGAUCUAAACUGUGUCGCCAGUGGAGACCAGUGUGCCUGA